AUGGCUGAUCGAGCAACUGGACCUCCGGGUGGGGAGUCCAGCCGACAAAGAGCAGGAUAUUAUACCCUUCGAGUCUUAUCACUACCUACGGAACCUUUAGCUAUUCAGCCAAAGGAACCACUAUACUUAGGACUCUCAAGCCUCUCGGAAGGACCAGACGACGAGAUGUCGGGCAUCUCAUUUGACUUAAAUAAGCUAUUAUACGCAAGGCUCGACAGUGAGAUUACGGCUCGAGCAAUAACAAAAUCAGCUUUUACUAAGGACAGCGUGCAAAUUUCCGUGCUUAGCUUCAGCAACCUGAGGAAGGGAUCUAGUACCCUUGAACGUACUAACAAGCUCUUUAAAUCCUUCAACAAGUUACGUAUCGAUAAAAAGGAUAUUAAAAGUAUAAGAAUCGCUAAAAGCGUGCUUAAAGCAAUCUUAACGAUAACCGACGAAGAAAGAACGGAGGAGAUUAGCAAGAAGAUCGAGGACACGGAUACGGAAAGGGACCUCGGAUUCGGAAAUGAGCCUCUUAAAGACUUUAAAAGAAGACGGACCACCGGCAACUAUAUCGGUAACCUUUUACCGAUCCGACUAUUAGCUAAGCACGGCACGUAUGCGUACGGCACUUUAAGCGCCUUUGACGAUAAUAAAGAUGAUUUCCUUGAGUUAAGAGCAGCAGACCUUUAUUUAAGAGCAAAAGAAUUAGCUUUAUUCGCACGAAGCUUCUUUAAAGAGCUAAAUCGAUACGGUUUGACUUCCGACGACUAUUUAGCGGCAUUCUUGAUUAUGCUUACAAAAGAGGCUAUAACCUUCUAUUAUAAUCACGUCAUCAAGGCUAGGCUUUCGACUUUUAAAGCAAACGCUAUUGCACUCGCUAAAGAGCUUAAAGGGAUUCAAGGCUCUUUACGACCAGGUUUAAAAGAUGAUCGAAGUCUUGCUAAUAAGCUGUAUUCAGCUUGUAAAAACGUGCUAAAGACUACGAUUGCACGAAUGAAUCUUGCUUUUACUUUUACCGCCGUAAUUGCCGACAUUCGUAAGGCUAUUGCAUUUGCAACUAAGACCUUUCGACUUCUUGCUAAGACUAGAGCUUACGCGAGCUUUAACGAGCUACACGAUCAUACUUGCUCUUACAACACCUUAAAAGCUGACUCCGAUUUAGACGAGAAAUACGAAUGCUUUAUUCAAGACCGCCAAUACUUCGGAAGUAAGAAAGCUACUAAGGCUAUUAAAGGUGAGAAAAGGUGUUUUGUUUGCAAGAAGCCAAGUUGCUAG
Drepanopeziza brunnea f. sp. 'multigermtubi' MB_m1 is the source of this 1257-nucleotide messenger RNA. Lineage: Eukaryota; Fungi; Ascomycota; Leotiomycetes; Helotiales; Drepanopezizaceae. The record is from RefSeq and is a predicted model, not a curated record.